Messenger RNA from Vigna umbellata (rice bean), 2024 nucleotides. RefSeq lists its product as uncharacterized. Gene Ontology annotation, molecular function: protein binding; promoter-specific chromatin binding. The record is from RefSeq and is a predicted model, not a curated record. NCBI's taxonomy places the organism in Eukaryota, Viridiplantae, Streptophyta, Magnoliopsida, Fabales, Fabaceae. Gene Ontology annotation, cellular component: nucleus.
UCUCCAGUUAAUUUCGAUCUCUCGCUGUCUCUCUAUGUAUUUCUCGCAUUAGAAUCGAACAUUCAUAGAUUAACCGUUGCAAAGUUCGCCGGAGAAUCGGUUUCGGUCACCGCUCUCCGAUGAACGCUAUAUAGAACACCAUGGCGGAGCAAGGCAGCGCCGCCGUCAACGACGGCGAAAUAGAACCGCAACAAAACAAACACCACGUCCUCAACAGCCACAACGACAACAACGACGUAGACAACAAAGACGAGAGUUCAGAUCCAGAGUUGUUCUGCUGUUUGCUUCAGCCAGCCACAGCUGACAGAGAUCCCGAGUACAUCGGCAUUCGCCGCCUCCUCCUUCUUCGGAAGGCGGAGGCCGGAAUUAUUCACCGCAGAGAUUGGAGAUGCAAUGGAAAAACUUAUGUGGCAUACCGGAAUUACCUAAGUAGGCCUAGAAACUGGGAAAGGGAUAGUUCACGAGCCCCUAGUCUGCACAGUACUCCAGGAAACAGUGGCCGAUUUUUUCCAUCUCCAAGUCCACAUUCCCGUUGGUCUGAGGUGGACAGCUUGAGUUCUGGGAGGGAUCUGCAAAAUGCAAAUCCAGUACAUAAUCAUAGAUCGAGUUUUGGGUCAAGUGUAAGUGAUUCCGAUCCUCCUAGACACCGUAGGGCUGAGUCCGCUUAUUCUUUUGUUGGAAUGCAUUGUAUCUUUGACAAGUGCAAAGCCUCUGUUUCGGUGUUGAAGUUUGGGCACAAGAGUUCUGAUUUACUUGCUUAUGGGGCAGCUGAUGGAACCUUAACUGUCUGCAAUGUAUCUGAGAAUCCGUCAGUCAUAAAACAAUUAGAAGGGCAUUCCAAAGAUGUAACAGAUUUUGAUUUUACGUCAAAUAAUCAAUACAUUGCAUCAUCUUCAUGGGAUAAAACUGUGAGAGUAUGGGAGAUAGCGAAAGGUAUUUGCAUACGGGUGAUAUAUGGAGUAUGUCCACAAUUGUGUAUCCGUUUUCACCCUGUAAAUAACAACCUCCUUUCAGUUGGAAAUGCAAACAAAGAAAUCAAUGUGUUCAAUUUUAGUACCGGAAGGGUAAUUAAUAAAUCACUAUUUGACAGUGGAGUUACCUCUUUGGAUCAUGACCAUACAGGACUUCUCUUAUUUUGUGGAGAUGCACAGGGAUGUAUAUACUCAGUAAAUAUGAACUCUCACACAGGUGUAUUAUCUCGCUCCCAUCGUUAUAGAAAUAGUAGCAAGCCCAAAUCUCCUGUUACCACAGUGCAGUAUAGGAGUUUCUCUCUACUCGCUCGCGGACCUGUGUUGUUGACAUGUACCCAGGAUGGAAACCUGUCUUUCUUCAGUGUGGCUUCGGAGAUAAAUGGCUAUUUAACUCUUCGAUGCUCGCUAAAAUUAGCUCCACGUGUACACAAAUUUCGAGCUUCUUUAUGUCCUCUCCUAUCCCUUGAAAAAGGAGAAUUCAUAGUUGCUGGAAGUGAGGACUCAAAUGUCUACUUUUAUGAUUUAACUCGGCCGAAAAAUACAUGUGUGAACAAGCUACAGGGUCAUGGGUUUCCUGUGCUGGGUAUUGCCUGGAACCAUGGAGAAAAUUUAUUGGCUUCAUCUGAUUUUUAAGGCGUAGUAAUUGUGUGGAAGAGAGAAAGAACAAAUCAAAACAAUCAUACACAACAGUAGAAGUUUAAAUAAAGCCUUUUAGUUGAUGGCCUGUGAAAAAAAGCUCCUUCUUUGCUAAGGUCUCCUUCAUCUUUCGCUCUUCUGUAUUUUUGUGCUAUUAUUUUUUAAUUUUUUCAAUUCUUACUGCAAUGUACUUUGUAUCCAUGAAGUAAAUCAAUUAAUCACCCACAACCUCACUGGGAACCAAAGAUAUUAUACUAAAAAGGUGUACUGUUUUGUGAGGAAGAAAGAAGUUGUAUUCUUAGACAUGAUUAGGAAUUUUGUAUGCGAAUUAUGACGAAUACAUUUUGUUGACUUUGUUCGCAAUAUGUAAUUUUAUACAAUUAAGCAAAGAAUAAAGCACCUUUUUUGUCUGACUUU